AUGUCGGCCGAAUCUCGCUGUCCGCUCGGCUUCACGGGCACGCCACCGGGCGCAAAGACGGGCAAGGAGUGGAACCCCUACGUCCUCCUCGCCCUCGACGCCGCCUUCCUGAUCCUCUGCGUCAUCGUCGCCAAGAACUGGUCAAAAAUCACGGGGAAGCCGGCCGUGGACGCUAGGACCAAGGCCGAUUGA
Messenger RNA from Pseudozyma flocculosa PF-1, 192 nucleotides. RefSeq lists its product as uncharacterized. The record is from RefSeq and is a predicted model, not a curated record. Lineage: Eukaryota; Fungi; Basidiomycota; Ustilaginomycetes; Ustilaginales; Ustilaginaceae. The transcript is spliced from 2 exons. Bases 1 to 192 code for a protein of 63 amino acids.